Molecule: messenger RNA, 948 nt
Organism: Menidia menidia (Atlantic silverside)
Lineage: Eukaryota; Metazoa; Chordata; Actinopteri; Atheriniformes; Atherinopsidae
Source: the annotation of a GenBank genome assembly
AUGAGUGCUCGCGAUGCCGUCGGCGGCCUCGCCGUUGCCAUGGGGACGCUGGGCCGCCGGCAGCGCCUGGAGAACUCGGAGUUCACGGUGCGCGUGUACCCGGGGGCCCUGGCGGAGGGCACGAUCUACUGCCCCAUCAGCGCCCGCAAGAGCACCACGGCGGCGGAGGCCAUCGAGCGCGUGCUGGAGCGGCUGCGGCUGGACCGCGCGCGCUGCUACGUGCUCGCCGAGGUCAAGGAGUUCGGCGGCGAGGAGUGGAUCCUGAACCCGGGCGACUGCCCCGUGCAGAGGAUGCUUCUGUGGCCGCGCGGAGCCCUGGAGCCAACGACCAGUUCCACCACUACCUCCGACUACCGGUUCCUGCUCCGCCAGAAGAACCUGGACGGCUCCAUCCACUAUGGCGGCAGCCUCCAGAUGUGGCUGAGGGUCACCGAGGAGCGGCGCCGAAUGGUGGAGCGCGGCCUCUUGCCGCCGCCGAGGCCGGUUGCCCACGGCGACCACGCGGACCUGUGCGGCCUGCCGCAGCUCAGCGAGCGCGCGCUGCUGGACAACCUGCGCGCGCGCUUCCACCAGGAGAAGAUCUACACCUACGUGGGCAGCAUCCUCAUCGUCAUCAACCCCUUCCGGUUCCUGCCCAUCUACAACCCGAAGUACGUGAAGAUGUACGACGACCACUCGCUGGGAGACCUGGAGCCGCACAUCUACGCCGUGGCCGACGUGGCGUACCACGCCAUGCUGCAGCGCCAGAGCAACCAGUGCAUCGUCAUAUCCGGGGAGAGCGGCUCCGGGAAGACGCAGAGCACCAACUUCCUCAUCCACCACCUCACCGCGCUCAGCCAGAAAGGGUUCGCCAGCGGGAACCAGAAACAGGUCCGGUUACCUCACGUGAACGAGGCUCCGGGGCCCAGAAAUCUGAGCGCAGAAUUGGCCCGGGGAGGUUCCGGCUGA